AUGAAGUUCGACGACUUCCUAUUCACCUAUCUAGGUGAAAUGGGAAAAUAUCAAAAAAUUCAAUUUCUCCUCGUCUGCCUCCCCACAAUUGUCGUUUCAAUGCACGCCUUGUCGUGGACAUUCGCCUCAGUCGACACACCAUACAGAUGCCGCCUACCUUCUGAUCUACCGGAAAAAGAGCCAUACUACACACCACUUCUAAAUUUCACGAAAUGCACCAACGACGCCGACGCGAAUGUGCCAAUUUCAGAAUACGGACAACCCGGGAUUACGUGUCAAUAUGAUCGAUGCAAACUUCCGAACAACGAAACGUGUGGUGAACACAUUUUUGAUCACUCGAAAGUGGAGUAUACAGCGGUUCAGAGGUGGGAAAUCACAUGUGACCGAUCAUGGAUCAAAGCGACGAUCCAAGCUGCCUACUACGUCGGUCAAAUGGCCGGAUCGAUGACUUUUGGAGUGUUGGGAGACAGAAUCGGAAGGAAAAAAGUGUUUUUCCUUGCAAUUUUGAUCCAAAUCACGUGUGCCUACCUCAUCGCAAUCGCCCCUUAUUGGUGGCUCUACGCCAUUGCUCGUGCUGGAACCGGAUUCUCUCAUCCUGGAAUCUUUGUGAUCGCUGUGGUCAUUGGUAUGGAGUUGGUCGGUCCGCAAUACCGAAAACUCGCUUCUUGUAUCACCGGACUCUUUUUCGCACUUGGACAGGUAUUCCUCGGAAUCGAGGCGAUCUACUUCACCAACUACCAAAUCCUUCACAUCGUCAUCGCCUCCCCGGCUCUUCUCUUCCUCUCCUACUGGUGGUUGGUUCCAGAAUCCGCUCGUUGGUUGGUAUCCCAAAAGAGAUACAAAGAAGCGGAUGAGGUGCUCCAGAAGGCGGCGAAGAUCAACGGAGCAGUGUUGCCAGAGAACUGGUGGGAACAAUUGGACGAUUCGUCGGCGAGCACGUCGAAAGACGGCGCCGUCGCGAGAAAACUCACCGGAGCCGACUUGUUCAAGACACCAGAGCUCAGGAAGAGAACACUGGUGGUGUUUUUCUUAUGGCCAGUGAUUUCUAUGGUGUAUUAUGGGAUGGCGAUGAAGGCGAAUGUUCUCGGAGGAGAUAUUUAUAUCAAUUUCAUUUUUGCCGCGUUUGUGGAGAUCCCAGCGCUUUUUAUUGUGUAUUUAUUGAUUGAUAGAAUCGGCCGCCGUUAUAUCCUGGCCGGAGGUCUGUUCAUCGCUGGCGCCUGUCUUCUCAUCAAUUGGCUUAUGGGAGACAAUGUGCAGUUAUGGAUGGCGAUUACCCAGAUGGCGUUCACUAAGGGAUCCAUCACUGGAGUCUACGCAGCGAUCUACACGUAUUCUCCUGAACUAUUCCCGACUGUUAUUAGAAAUACUGCGAUGGGAUUCUGCUCGACGAUCGCCAGGGUUGGAGCAAUCGCUGCUAGCUAUAUAUCGAUGUGGAUUGCUGAGCAGUUUGGAAAGGUCUUCAUGAUUAUUCCAUUUGGUAUCAUGGCGGUGUCUGCUGCGAUUCUGACGCUGAUUUUCUUGCCGGAGACUAUGGGAAAACCGUUGCCGGAGAGUAUUGAGGAGAUUGAGGAGGGAUCGUCGUACAGAAGUUCACAUGAGAUGCAACCGCUGUCGAAGACCACUGAAGAAACGACUGAAACUGCAUAA
This is a messenger RNA of Caenorhabditis remanei, 1647 nucleotides long. RefSeq lists its product as uncharacterized. The transcript is spliced from 6 exons. NCBI's taxonomy places the organism in Eukaryota, Metazoa, Nematoda, Chromadorea, Rhabditida, Rhabditidae. Gene Ontology annotation, cellular component: membrane. Gene Ontology annotation, molecular function: transmembrane transporter activity. Bases 1 to 1647 code for a protein of 548 amino acids. Gene Ontology annotation, biological process: transmembrane transport. The record is from RefSeq and is a predicted model, not a curated record.